Messenger RNA from Biomphalaria glabrata, 823 nucleotides. RefSeq lists its product as uncharacterized. The transcript is spliced from 7 exons. Lineage: Eukaryota; Metazoa; Mollusca; Gastropoda; Planorbidae. Bases 15 to 794 code for a protein of 259 amino acids. The record is from RefSeq and is a predicted model, not a curated record.
AUUUGGAAGCAGCAAUGUUAUACCACUCAAUGACAUCACACAGCCUGUUCAUUCCUGUCAUAUUGCUUUGGACUGAACGCAUUUCCGCUCCUUCGACUGUGUUUGGAAAAUAUUUCAUCACAACAGUUCCUAUAAUGAAUUACUCUCAAAAUGCAGUCACUCAGUAUAUUGUGUUCUCAUUUUUUACACAUUACAUGCAUGUGUUAGAAGUGAUUGUACAUGAAAAGUUCCAGAAACCGAGCGUUUAUAUUUCCAUAGACCAACCUCAAUCACUAACAGAGACAGUCCUGCUGAUAAACAUGUCCCUGUUAGAGAUCAACGUGAAAACAUACAGAUUCAACGCAGCGGAAGAGUUUAGCCUGAUGGUCUAUUUAUUUGGUGAGGAGUCCGCUGCCUCGUUUAUCGCCAUCCCCGUGUCCGGCUGGGGAAAUAGUUACUACGUUGUUACACUCAGCGACAAUCCCACAAUUCAACUUGUGUCACAUGACAUGGUAAGAAUCAUGGUCACUUUUAAAUUUGCAGACGACAUCGCGACCUGGAGCUUCAUGAAUGUCUCUUACACAACCGGGAUGACCAUGGAGAUAAGUCUGGAUAAGUGGACCACAUUCCCCAUACAGAAUUGUACACAUUUUUCCCACAGCGACAAUUACGACAUUAGCUGGACAGGUACAAAGAUAAUGGGAGACAAUUCAUUCGGAGUGGUAACCGGAAGUUGUUUCUCCAAGACUUUCAUGUGUGAAGAUGCCAAAGUGACCCAUGAUCAAAUGUCGUCUGACGCAGCGCUUGGCAAGUGAAUCCCUAACUCUGCAUCGCCUUAUAAUUU